AUGGCGGUCGAUAUGUCCGCGAUCCAGGCCAUGCUCGAUGCCCAGCUUGUGAAGAUCGAGAAAACCAUAGAUGAUAAACUCGAGGCGAAGGUCUCGGAAUUAGCGGCCACUGUUGGAGUCCAAGGUCAGAUGCUGAAAGAGAUCACCGACCGCUUAGAGAAGUCAGAGACCCGUCUCAACGCCAUGGAACAUAUGGCUCAG
Prorocentrum cordatum is the source of this 201-nucleotide messenger RNA. Lineage: Eukaryota; Dinophyceae; Prorocentrales; Prorocentraceae. The record is from the annotation of a GenBank genome assembly.